Messenger RNA from Amoebophrya sp. A120, 7430 nucleotides. The record is from the annotation of a GenBank genome assembly. Lineage: Eukaryota; Dinophyceae; Syndiniales; Amoebophryaceae.
AGGAUUUCGUUUGUGUUUUCUGUGCUGUGGACUGGUCGAACCCCCCAGGUUUUUACUUCUGAUCGACAGCAAUAACAGUUUUCACAAAUUUAUCCAGCAUUGAAUCUUUUGUCAACGUCUUUUCGCAAGGCUAUUUUACAAUUUCUAAACGAAUUUAUGUUUGCCUUUUAGUUUUAUGCAGUCUUUUUUUCCAUUUUUUCUGGGACUACAACAGUUGUAUGAGGAGAAGAUAAAGCCGUGACAGGCAGUUCUUUGUAAUCUCUCUGAAAACAAUAACAAGAGUAAGAGGACGAUUUUUGACGACCAGCAUCAUUUUUUUUCUGAGGAAACCACCAAAGCGAGACAAACUCGAACGAAAGAGAUCAAACAAAACGCGAAUCAGCAGCUACAGGAACAUUCUUCCACCUCAGACGAGACGAGUGGGUGACGGCGACGUAAAAAUCAGUUGUAGCAGGAGCGCGGGUGGUGCAGCGGCGCAGACACGAUAUAAGGUUUUUGUGAAAUUUGAGUUUUCACAUAAGAACUGGAUACUGGAAGGUGAUUGAUUUCGAUUUCGUAUCAACAGUUGCCUGUUUGUGACGAGACCACGUUUUCUUUUCUUUUGCGAAGUUCUGUCAAAAUGACUCACGCGAAGGGGCCUCCACGCUGCGACUUUUGAUUCGAACAAAAACAGGUGCGUCAGUAGAGAUUCUACGGAGGCUCAAGAUGAAGAAAACUACUUUUCCGCCGAGGCGGUCCACGUUCGUAGAGAGCUUGAAGCAGUGCAACAAAAUUUUGGUCUGCAGUGGCUUACUUUUCCUGGGAUUAUGCACUUGAAGAAACAUCAUGAUGAAAGUCAAGGAAGCUUCACGCUUUUGAGCCAGCGCAAUGAAUCAUACGUGGCGAUCUGUGUCUCGUUGGUCAUAGUCACUUAGACUCUCAUACAGUAACACAUUCAUAUUCAGAUCUUGUCGCAAAGUAAACCAGGAGAUAAAUAUUUGACGGACCUCUGGUAUGCUACAUCCAUCACGUGUGCGUCCCCGAGGAGAGCUCGUUCCGUGAUUAAGUUUGAUGUCUGUGAACGUACACAGACACCGCGGCGCAGACAUCAUGACCGCUGCCGCCUACAGAAUGGCGUGAUUCAGUACGUGCUGGCUCUGACACUGGUGAUUGUGAAGAGUUUACAUUCCAUAAAGUAACUGGCUGACCCUUUACAAUGACCGGGAGACAAGUAGCGUUUUGGCUAGGACAAAGCUCGACAGGAAGGAGGAAUCCGUCAGUGGACCCUACGGCUUGGGAGCCCCCAGGCCUGGAAUCACCCAGGGUUCUCCUGCUGCGAGAAUUGAGCAGCCUCGGCCGCUGUACGGGCAGCCGGGUGUAGUUGGUGGUGCUGGGCAUGCUCGGGCUCAGUCGGCGCCUGCUGCUGCCCGUGCUCGAACCGGUAGCGGUUCUCCACGUGCGCCACCGCGUUCGCCUGGUGUCUCUCCUGCUUCGAGCACCAGGAUACCAUCAGCACCAGGACUUGCAGGCUCUCCGCAUGUCCGUGCGUCUCUUCAACAAAGUGAGCUCUCCCUGAGCAGGUCGGGCCGCCGGGAAGAGGUGGGGCGGCCCGGAACUGUGACGAGAACCCAGCCGGCGGUAUCAAUCUAUCCUUUUCUGCUAUCUAUCCCAUCUUUAUCUAUCCUUUUCAAAGGGUUCCAAAAGAAACAAACGUGCUGCUGCACAGUCUGCCUGGCUAUGUUGCGUGAGAUUUCAUCUGAUUGUGACGAUGUACAGGAACUGAACGCUCUAUAAGUAUAAUCUUCCAUGUCUGAUUUGCCGCAUUCGAGGAACAUUCGAGAUUCACUGAUUUUCAGUUUGAUUGUUAUAGCGUAAAAAACUUGCUAUAUUAGCUGCAUACUUCAGGAGACAGUCACUCGCACACCAUAAGCUGCGAGCAAAGGGUUGAUUUUGAUCUCGUGCGCAUUAUUGUGGACCUAGGGCAAUAAGUAAGAGUAGAAACCAGAUGGUAUGCCUGAGGCAUCCAUGGGUGCCAGCAGAUUCCCUUCUGAUAAAUGCAAACCGACAGGGACGACCCAGCAUAUCCCACUCGCCGCAGGAGAGCGAAAAUACCAAACUGUUGGAGUCACCGAAGACACGGUACCCGAUCAGCGCUCGACCCUCUGGUGAUGCUCUUUCGCGUCCAAGGCCGACGCGGGUUUCAGGGGCGUCAACUCCUGCACCUUUUUCAACGCGCACAACUACAAGCCAAGGCCCACCUUUACCUCGAUCGGUUUCCGAGGACCAACAUGAACGGAUCUGGUUGGGAAACGAGAACCAAUGGGUCACACGGGGCACGGCGCCUUCUUCUUCCACCGGCAGAUACGGGGCAGGUGAUCUGGAUUCAGAUGGUCCUCCGAAAGAUCAAAAAUCACUAGAGCAGCAACUCGACGAUGAUGACGACGAAGAGCCAGACACUUACGUCGAGGAUGUGCGUAAUUUAGAUAUCAAGUGGCUAACGCGCAUCAUGUAUUGUUGCAAAUUUGCGAGCAACUGUGCAAAAGACGAUUGGUCAAGGAGGACAUAGAUCAUCUAUGCAAGCUACCUCAAAUGAAAACUUGAAGGCAGAAUACUGAAUUUAUUGUUCGUGUCUGUUGUAGUCGACGUCCUCCUACAGCUCAGGAUGCGCGAUACUGGUGAUGAUGAUUUUUCAUUCAAGGAAGUACUUACUCAGAUGAAGAUAAGUACCUGUUUAUUUUCAUCUUAGUCUCUGUUUCCGUGUUUGCUUGAUUUCUUUGUCUUUGAAUGGAUUUUGCAUGACAAUAUCAAUAGAGACGACACCAGAAACACGAACACAACUGAGGCCUUUUGUCUAUUAGAUGACAUCAUGCAGCGUGUGUGUGAUCGACGAGAGGAAUUCCGAAAGCUAUUCGUUUUUCAAAAGUGACGGCUGAUUCUUCGACAGAAAGGUCUUUUUGGUUCGCUUUGCCCAUCUGAGACUAAGUCUGACACAACUUGUGAAUGGCUGCAAGAGUUCUCAGGCUCUUUUGCUGCGGCAUUUAGAAAACUUGGCUUUUGCUGCAGUUUCUGCCUCGUGUUAAUACACGCUGGAGGGGGAAGAUGGAAACGAGAGCAAACGCAUGGCGUUUGCCAUCGUUUCUUCUCGUCUUGGGGUUUUUGUCCCCCUCCCUGUGGUACAAAUUCAAGGGGGGAGGUGGUCCGACGCAGGUUGAGUUUGAACCCUGAUUACACCAUCAAGUCAGGUUAUUCUGGGGCUGGUAUUCCAGUCCCUGGAGUGCCCGAGUGUGAAAGCGCAUGGGUUUUUUUGGACACAAGAAAACCCUGUGCUUUGUACAGCUUAGAGGAUUUCGACUAGGCUAUUCCUUUUAUUUAUUCAACGAUAGAGUUAGGAAUAGGUGCCCUCAGCCAGCAUGUUGUUUGCGCUAGUGCAACAGUGUAGAUAGGCUGCCUUAUGGUGAUAGAGACCUUUUGUCGCGUAAGCGUAACGAGAAAAGUACGGAGAGCGCCACGGCUUUUCCCAUCUGCAGCUCAGCAGAUACAGGCGGCAUGUUUACCACUUGAUAUUGCCUCACAACAAGGCCAAGGCGUUCUACUCCAGCGCGGACAUUUACGAAAAGAUGAACGAGGUCGUGCGACGACGAUACUGGGGCCUGGACAUUGCAAAAGAGGUGGAAGCACCGUUGUUUCAAUGGAUCAAGUACGGAGAGUGGGUCGAUCCAAGAAAAAAUAAACAAACACCAUCGAAGUACGAUGCGAACCAGAACAACGCCGAAAGAGACAAAAUUCUGGAUCCCAAUGAUAUGAAAGGCCGCGGUAAAAUUUUUGUGAGUGAAGUUAAGCGGAGAGUUCACGACGUCAAAAAAGAAUAUCUUUUUGAAAACCAAAAGGACCAAGGCAAAAUUGGAGAACACACGCAACGCUUCCUCGAGAAAAUGGCGAAAGGCUUCUGCACGUAUUUGCUCUUCAGCUUAUCUGAGCCACGGCCAAACUUUUACAACGGUGACGAGCGCUUGACAGGAGCGAUAAAUGCCGAGACUCUCGACUUCGGUGGGUACAUGGACGAGAAACGUCGUGAAUUUAUUGACCAUGAAAAUCUUGUUCUUCCAUGGCAGUACGCAUGGAGCAAAGCCUUCAGCGAAGACGCUGCAGCUGGCCCUUUGCGUAAGCUGUUCGAAGGAACGUCAGCUGAUGAUCGACGGCUGAGUGAUCUCUCCAAGCCGCUGAAGUUUAAAGCUUUGCGGUACCUCGACCCCCCCGCUGCCAACAAAAAAGAUUUUCUUGGGCGCCUCUUUGCUCGCGACAGCACGACCUUGCCAUCGGAGAGCUUCAUCAAAGUUGCUAGACAAGAAAUCGAGGGGGAGGAUGAAAAUCUUCGGCUAGACAACGUCAAAGAUCGAGAGGCACCAAAAUGGGUGGCGGGGCGCGUGGUGCAAGUUGCAGUGCAGAUAGGAAACGCGGUAUCUCGGCAGGAAGACAAGCACAUUGACAGACAAAUCAAAGACGCACUUGAGUAUGAAUGGAGAAAUUUGGCUAUGGGACUCGUGACGACGGCGCUGAAGCUGGUGGCAUAUCGCAUCGAUCGUGGAGAGGCGCCAAAAUACGAAGACACUGGGGUGUCACCUCUGAAGACCCAAUUACAAGGCAUCUUAGUCUAUAGUAUGCCAGCUCAGUGCUAUUCCGCCAGACUUGCACACAUCGCACACCGGCGGCCGCGCGAAUGAAUUGGCUGCAAAGACCUUGCAUGGCAUCAGAAGCACUACUUACUUUUCGCGUUUUGGUACUAGCCUAGCCCGCGGGAUUUUUCUGCGUCUCGGGCCGAUUGCCAAAGAUCCCCGCGGUCACAACAAGUGGUGCUGCAGUGCGCGUUCGGUCGCAUCAUUUUGAUUCAUUCUGGCAUAGCUUUCUUGUGGUCAUUGAAUCGCGAAUGUCUUUGCGUGGGGUGAGUCGGGUGCAACAGAACAGCAAUUUCUAUUUGCAAUGGCCUGAGUAAGUGUAAGAGGCUGGGCUGUGCCCUUACUAUACUUCUGUCCUGUCCUGGCCAGUUCCCGUCCAUUCGGCCAUUUAAUCCAAAGCGAUAGGGCCACCUAUCUAAGGCUAAAAAAAGGCCAUUUCUCAAAGUCAAACUCAAAAAUAUCGCGGGAGCCAGCUCGUGCGGUGUGCUACCAAGUCGCGGAUCUUAUUUUCUUGGCACAGACCACCUACUGCAGAAUUGGACGCGCAAUCGCAAGGUAUUCAUGACGGCGCUAGCCAAGCGAAACAUCCCGAGAACGAGUUUGGGCGCGGCUGCAGUCGAGGUGACACUAAAACGAUCACAAGAAGAGUCGGUGAGCCUGCCGAGCGGGGUAGAAGUAUUUAAAGAAAAGAUCCACCAGUUCAUGGAAUUCAAGGUGACGUCGAAAAUCUGGAAUCGCGGACGAGGACAAGAAGUGACAAUAUACGAGCGUUACAGUUACGGCGGCAAGCUCGCGCUGUCGCAAGAAGAUGAAAAGAAGGACAAAAAACGUGAGGACGAAGGGUUCUCGUCUGGUGGUCUUCGUCCAAAUGAGCAGAAGCACAGUGAUGAGGAAAACUACGACGUACAGAAUUUGUUCCGAUUUUAUUUUGUUCCUGUCAUUGUCCUGAGUGUAGUUGUACUUAUAAUAUUACGUUUAUUCGGGAGUAGCACACUAUAGGCCAUUGCGUUAACAUACACGUCGUGCGAAAUAUAGGCGAUAGCAUAAGGUAGGCGAUUGCGGCGCCGUACGAAACGCAGGAACUGCACAUGGUGCAUAGUGCUGCGGCCCAAGGUGCCUCUAGGUACAACCAACGUGAAUGAAUGACGCGGCUGCACCUGCAUGCAUGGCCUUUAGAUCAGCCCGAGCGUGAAAAAAGGCAUGAAAAUAGAUACAAAUAGAUGUUUCGAGGAUCACGAUUGCAAUAUGAAAACAAUAGAGCAGCUGCACAUAGUGCACUCAUAAUAAACGCUGACGCCCAAGAGCGUUUUCGUUUCAUGUAAUCUUGGCAAAUUGCGGCCAGUGUCGAGAACUCCCCUUCUCAGCUUUUGGCCCUCACUCUAGCUAGCUUGGAGCUGCCUUACAACUCCGAUGCAUGCUGUGGCCCUUCUGCAAAUUCAGGGCUGGGUCAUUCCUCAGACGCUACGGCUACACAGGCCACCAUAUCUAUGAAGUAGUUCGGUGCUACGAUGUUGACGAUGACACGAAUUCCUGAGGCAUCUGGCCUUGGCGUCCCGAGUCAUUAUCGCCAGUGCCAUUUUUGUCUCUUACCAGACGAACACGAACACCGGCGAGAUGCUCCGCGUAUACCUCGAACUCCACUUCUUUAGGUCCUGAUGAUUCACGGCUUGAUUACUUGCCCACUACCACAUGAACAAGAGUCAGCGCCAAACCACCAGAAGAGAGCACGCUCGCGCUGAACCUUAGCGCACUUCGCAAUGGCGUAGGCGUUUGGGUUGGGUGCAUUGAGUGGCCAGGUUCAUGGCUUGAGGAGCAUCUUUGGGCUUGUAGGCUUCCUCUUCACAUCAACUGAUUUCAAAAGAGGACAACUGUGGGGUUUUGGGUUUUCUGCGCGGGCGGAUCCGGUUUUGUUUGUCCCAGUGGACGAGCGGAUCAGCAAUGCCCGGCCAGCGGCGAACUGCAGCAUUUUUCUGUUCCAGUCUUCUUGCUUUCUGCCUCAGCGUACCACCUUCAAUUUCUGUCUGUAAAGAUGCUUGCACUACCCAGAAGCUGCAACAGCACUUCGCUAGGGUAGAAUAAAGCGAGCGUGGGUGAUGAGACUGUGAAACGGAUACUACUUAGCUGGAUACCAGGAAGUCGGUAUAUUUAAGUAUAUACAUCAUCAUACAAGUAAGUCGAAGCCACGAAGACGACACUGCUAGACAUCAAUCUUAAAACCAACGUCCACAACAGGCUCAUCCGGCGUUGAAUGUGAUUGAGACCCAGCUCACUGCAGGGGAAUAUGUGAUACUGAUGGUGUCCAGCAGGAUGUUUGGUUUCGGCAAUCCGCACCUGUACCGGGUGAUGGAGUUCUCGUCCAUCGUAGGAGGCAUGCGAGCCUACUGGCGCGAUGGCUACCAUUCCUUCAAUUGCCAGUCCUUUCUAUAUUUCAUAACAAACCUCAUUGAUCACAAAAACGCAAAGGAUGACAUAGUCGACAGGAGAAGUCUCAGUUUUCGCACCGGUAUGGCGCGGAGCUUUUCGCCACGUGGUAACGAAGUUUUUGACUCAUUUGAUUGGUUUCGUUUCUUUCGACCAGCAGAAGCAGAUGGAAGUGAAGAUGAAGAAAAGCCAGAAAAAGUGCGGCACAUGCCUACGCCACUGCCGGAGCUACCUCGUCCGCCGCGGUCUUCGGAGCUACCUCGUCCUCAGUAUUUUUCUGCUGCAGGCGAUUCUCGACUCCGCGACUACGGGAGUGCUGCUAGGCAAAGACACGACUCUCUUUUCAUCUCGGCGUAA